Molecule: messenger RNA, 1662 nt
Organism: Helianthus annuus (common sunflower)
Lineage: Eukaryota; Viridiplantae; Streptophyta; Magnoliopsida; Asterales; Asteraceae
Product: vicilin-like seed storage protein At2g18540
Exons: 13
Coding region: 584-1525 (313 amino acids)
Source: RefSeq, a predicted model, not a curated record
UUUUGGGCACACCAAAUUCCACUCCUAUCAACAACACAAAUUGGAGGUUUCUCUCAUAACGAAUGACACAAUUUCCUUUGACCCAUCUUCGAAUAUGGCCAAUAAACUUCAAAAAUCUGACCAAAAGUUUGAAUCUUUAUCCAAAUCUUUAAGGAUCUUGUGUUGCUUUUGGAUACCCAUCAAUCACUUCAACCAGAAAUCCUACAUAUGGGGUCGUGAGUUCGGGUCACUCUUUGGUGAAUUAUUGAAGGAAAUGUGUGUGUCGGAAGUGCUUGAAUCUCUUGUUACCUCACUGUUAAGAGUUAGGGCCAUAUAAGUAAAUGUGGUGGGUCACUCGUUGAUAAGUCGAUAGAAGUACCGAACCAGUGAUCCACGAUCAUAAGCAGGGCGGAAUGGUUGGUCCUCGGGAUUCGAGGACGCUGCAUGACGCUCGCAAGACGAGUCUGUGACAUUAUGCUUCUUAUCUCUUAAGCUUCCGCCGUUCACAUCGGCGAUAUCGAAAUCUUCAAAUAUCCUCUUGUGUGAAAAGUGUUUUCAAGUUGCCGAUCGUUGAGGCACAUCUUUGUCGAUUUUCUUGCAUCAAAUGGAUGGUCUUAAUUUGCUUAGACGCGUUGAUAUGCCUACCGAUGCAAUGCUUGAACGCGAAUUUGAAAGGGCUAAGCUUAGCAACUUUAAGAUUCGUGAUUAUGUUGCUAGCGAGGGCAGGAAAGAUCCGAAGAAAUGUUGGUACUUUCAGUCAUUAAUUGACUAUGACGAAUACAGGCGCCUACGAGACGGUACUGGUCUACGAGUCGGUACUGUUUCACUGUGUGGUUUUUUGAUAGCAUGGAAAGUCAAAAGAAAAAGGAGUAAGCGAAAAGUGGCUGGAGAAUCUAAAGAUCCUGCAGCAUCAAAAGUAGAAAAAAAGAGGAAGAAGGGAGAAGAGGUCGAACCUACAAAUCCUGCAGCAUCAAAGGUAGAAAGCAUGGGAAAGCAAAAACAAAAGGAGGUGAAAUCUAAAAGUCCUGCAGCAUCAAAGGUAGAAAGCAUGGGAAAGAAAAAACAAAAGGAGGUUGAAUCUAAAAAUCGUGCAGCAUCAAAGGUAGAAAGCAUGGGAAAGAAAAAACAAAAGGAGGUUGAAUCUAAAAAUCGUGCAGCAUCAAAGGUAGAAAGAAAGAAAAACCAAAAGCUUAAAGAGGGUGGAUCUAAAAAUCCGGCAGCAUCAAAAAUAGAAAGAAAGCGAAAGGGAAAGGAGGCUGAAUCGGAAAAUCCGGCAGGGAAUACCAAUAACGUUAUUGACGUUGAAGAGGACUCCGAUAACAUGACCCUUGGAGAGUUUAUGAGCAAACAAAGAGCUCUCAAGAAGAAGAAGAAACAAACGGCAUCGGAAGCUGAAGAACCACGUGAGCCCGAGAUGACAGACGACGAGAAGUGGGACCCGCGGACCACACCGUGUUAUUUCUAUGAGGACCCUGCUGACUUUCCCAUAGAAAAGAUGAGGAAGUAUCUGAGAAAGCUUACGGAUAGGGAAGUGAUCGUACCAUGAAGAGUUUGAGACUUGAAUUUCGUAGUAGUUUUUAACGGUUUUAACUAUGGUAUUGUGGUUUGGAUUAUGCUUUGAUCUUGUGGUUUGAAAUACAUUGAAGUAUGUUUGAAUUAUAACAUGGUUGCUUUUCCUGCGAA